GAGACUGGAAGUCAAAAUAUGUCAAGAGUUAGGAGUAAAUGCGACUUAUCUCUUUCUCAAGCAAAGGUGUGCUAUUAGUCGGGGGGUGCACGAGGCAUUUCUUCAAGGAAGCUUCUGCAGGAGGAGCCUGUUUGCGCACAUGGUGCCAAAGGGUGCAAUUCUCCAGCACGGUCUCCCAGCUGGAAACUAAUGGACCAGGGAGAAGAGUCAGUGUGAGGCGGAGCAGUUGUUCCUCUCUUUGCAGCAACCCAUGCAGCGAGGGUGAGCUGAGCUCUACAGUCUCCAGCAGUGCUCCCAACCCCUCACCGCAGCAGUGGGAGCUGCUGAACAGGAGCAGGCAGUGGCCAAAUCCCUGUGGCUGACAGCUUCCAGGGAAAAUGGAGCGUCAGAGGCCAGGGUGCAAAGCUGCAGCUGCUGUCCUAGCCUGGUCCUUGCUCUUCUCUGUCCUCCAAACCACCAGGGUCAGAGCUCUGCAGGGAUCCCCACCGAUGCCACAGUUAGAGGAUGUCAUCUUGGACAACAUCAGCUGGGCUGCAGAGGAAGCUCAGGGCAAUGAAUCCUCAGAGCACGCGUUCUUCUCUCUGGAUUAUCAGCAUGUCCAAGUCCCCUUUGAAAUCACCCUCUGGAUCAUGCUUGCAUCCUUGGCCAAAAUAGGGUUUCAUCUCUACAACAAGCUGCCUUCUGUUGUUCCCGAAAGCUGUUUAUUGAUAUUUGUAGGACUCAUAAUGGGGGGGAUCAUCUAUGGUUUAAACGACAAGUCACCACCUGUUAUGGACAGCGACAUCUUUUUCCUGUACCUCCUGCCACCCAUCGUCCUUGAUGCAGGUUACUUCAUGCCCAGCCGUCCCUUUUUUGAGAACAUUGGUACAAUCCUCCUCUAUGCGGUCGUGGGGACAAUAUGGAAUGUGUUUGGGAUCGGCUUCUCCCUGUACGGGAUCUGUCAGGUGAAAGCCUUUCGCCUGCAGGAUGUGUCAUUGCUCCACAAUCUCCUAUUCGGCAGCCUGAUCGCUGCCGUGGAUCCUGUGGCGGUGUUGGCUGUCUUUGAAGAGAUACACGUCAAUGAAAAGCUGCACAUUUUGGUCUUUGGUGAAUCGCUUCUGAAUGAUGCAGUGACGGUGGUACUCUACAAGCUAUUUCGAGCUUUCUGUGAAAUGCCCACCAUCAAAACUGUGGAUGUUUUUGCUGGAGUUGGAAAGUUCUUCGUGGUUGGGCUAGGAGGAGUCCUAGUAGGUCUUAUUUUUGGGAUGACCGCUGCCUUUACCACGCGAUUCACCAAGGAUAUCCGUGUCAUCGAGCCACUCUUUGUCUUCCUAUACAGCUACCUUUCUUACCUCACUGCUGAAAUGUUUCACCUUUCAGGGAUUGUGGCCAUCAUUGCUUGUGCCAUGGGCAUGAAACGUUACGUGGAGGCCAACAUCUCUCUGAAGUCUCACACCACGGUCAAAUACUUCAUGAAGAUGUGGAGCAGUGUUAGUGAUACCCUCAUCUUCAUCUUCCUUGGAGUUUCCACCAUUGGAGAAAAUCAUGAGUGGAACUGGCCAUACAUUUGCUUCACUGUCAUUUUCUGUCUUGUUUGGAGAGCACUAGGUGUUCUUGUGCUGACUUUCUUUGUGAACAGAUUUCAUGUGAACACCAUCACCAGCAAAGACCAAUUCAUUAUAGCAUAUGGGGGUCUCCGAGGAGCCAUUUGUUUCUCUUUGGUUUUCUUGCUGCCUGACUUUCACAGAAAGAAGCUCUUCAUUGCGGCAACAACUGUUGUUAUCCUCUUCACCGUGUUCGUACAGGGAAUGACCAUCCGUCCUCUUGUUGACUUGUUGGCUGUUAAGAGGAAAAGAGAGAGUGCUCCCACAGUGGGAGAGCAGAUCCAUAUUCGGUUCUUGGAUCAUUUGCUGGCUGGCAUUGAAGAUAUAUCUGGACACUGGGGACAGUAUUACUGGAAAGACAAAUUAGAGUAUUUUAACAGCAAAUACCUGCAGAAGAUCCUACUUCGAGAAUACGACCAGCCAAAAUCAAGUAUCGUGCUUCUCUAUGAAAAGCUGGAGCGGAAACAUGCCAUUGAGCUGGCAGAAGCAGGGCAGCUGGGGCACGGCCUGUCUCACCCAUCCUUGCUCAACAAUGACAGGACUGUCAUAACAGACACAAAAUUGGAGGAUACUCUGGAUCCGGCUGUCCUGGAUAACAUACAGGAAAUAUUGGCAAGGAACCUGUAUCGAAUAAGGAGAACGGGGCCAGCGUACAACAGGCACACCCUUCCUGGAGAAACAGAGCCUGUGGAACAUGCCAAGGAGAUCCUGAUCCUCCGGCACAAAAGCCUGCAGGUGGAAGUGAGAGGAAGUGAUACGGUCAGCUCCAGGAAGGAGUCACAGAAGGAUGACUCCUACUCAGCGCAGGGUGACUCCAGCAUGCAGCCCAAGCUGUGCCGUUCCUUCACUGUGGGGAAUGCCGAAAAGCUUCUGGAAGUGAAGCAGAAUCGGUCCAAGUCAGUGUGUGUUAUCCCACCACUGCAGCCCAGCAGUAUUGCCUGUGGGGAGAAUGAGGAAGUGGAGAAAGAGCUGGCUUUGGAGAUGUGAAAUUGCAAGAGAUGAUUCAAGUGAGGGAUCUGUUUCAUGGAUGGCUAUGAUACAUGUAGAUAAUGUAAAUAAGAUUCAUACUGAAAGGGACAAUAUGGACAGGGCAAAAUAUUCUAAGUGGUUUGCAACAAAACAUGCUCUUAUCAAAACCCCAGUGUUGUACAACAGGAACCAAGGGCAAAGAUGCAUGGUUGAGCACUAGCAAUGCAAGGUGAUGUCUGAGAGAGAAUUUCUAAGAAAUGUCUAGGAAAAAUUAGUCUUUUUGGCAUGGGAAAAUUGAUGAAACUGUCUAUAACUGCAAUAAAAGAUGUUUUAAUAAGGUGAGAUAUCAGAUCUUCUCAUUAGUCAGCAGGGAUAGACUAAACAGCAGGGAACAUUUAGAUCAAACAUUAGGAAAAACUUCAUAAUCUUGAGGAGGGCUUUGUUAGGCAAUGGCAUGUGUCACUAGGAGAGACAGCAGAGCCAGCAAUGGAUCUCUUCUGCUCCUUGGGAACUGGAGCCAGGAAGAGGAACCAGGUCCUGCUUCUGGACAUUAAACAUAUAAGUCCAAAAUUAAAUCAAGUAGUUAAA
Neopsephotus bourkii (Bourke's parrot) is the source of this 3140-nucleotide messenger RNA. Its product is annotated as sodium/hydrogen exchanger 2-like. Gene Ontology annotation, biological process: proton transmembrane transport; regulation of pH; sodium ion transport. The record is from RefSeq and is a predicted model, not a curated record. Bases 378 to 2570 code for a protein of 730 amino acids. Gene Ontology annotation, cellular component: membrane. Gene Ontology annotation, molecular function: sodium:proton antiporter activity. Lineage: Eukaryota; Metazoa; Chordata; Aves; Psittaciformes; Psittacidae. The transcript has 12 exons.